UGUUUCUCUGUAGGACUGAUUCCUGCUUUUUGGACAUGGAAAUGCCACGGUGGCUUUAGCUGGCAAAGGUCUCUUUAUGAAAGCUACAAUCUGGAUCGCGGCGGCGGAAACAGAAAGAAGAAGAUAGAGGAAUUCUCUCGGUCUUCUCGCGAAAAACUUGUCCAGUCCAAGAACAAGAUGUUCUCCAAAUUCACAUCGAUUCUGCAGCAUGCUGUGGAAGCGCUUGCGCCAUCGCUGCCCUUGCAGGAAGACUUUGUCUACCACUGGAAGGCCAUCACACAUUACUAUAUAGAAACGUCAGAUGAUAAAGCCCCAGUAACGGACACUAACAUCCCUUCCCACCUGGAGCAGAUGCUGGACAUCCUGAUCCAGGAGGAGGGAGAGAGGGAGUCGGGUGAGACCGGGCCGUGCAUGGAGUACCUGCUCCAUCACAAGAUCCUGGAGACGCUCUACACUCUGGGCAAGGCCGAUUGUCCACCUGGUAUGAAGCAGCAGGUUCUGAACUUCUACACCAAACUCCUGGGUCGGAUCCGCCAGCCGCUCCUGCCUCACAUCAACGUGCACAGACCCGUACAAAAACUCAUCCAUCUGUGUGGCGAGGUUCUGGCUGCUCCUACAGAGAACGAAGAGAUCCAGUUUCUCUGCAUAGUCUGUUCCAAACUCAAACAGGACCCCUACCUGGUUAACUUCUUUUUGGAGAAUAAGGGAAAACGAGGAGGCGAUAAAGAAUCGGGAGCUGACGGGGUGGAAGAGGAUCCGUCGUCUCCGGAUACGGGGCAGCUGCCGAAUGCUGCACACGGGGCCGGAGCUGCGAUACACACCAGCAACAACAGCAGCAGCAGCUACAACCUGGUCAGCUCUCUGCUCAACCUGACCAAGAGCCCAGACGCACGUGUGGUGGUGAAGGCGUGCGAGGGUCUGAUGCUGCUGGUCAGCUUGCCCGAGCGUGCCGCGGCGAAGACGCUAACGGAAAGCACCGAGCUGUGCGAGCUGCUCACGGCUCGCCUCAGCACCUUCUAUCAGGCGCUGCCUCAGUCCAUGGACCCGCUCGACAUCGAGACCAUCGAGUCCGUCAACUGGGGGCUGGACGUGUACAACUUUAAAGACGAUGCUGCCGCUUUCGUGGGGAAGCGGGCGCUCAUUUCCUUCCUCUCCUGGCUGGACUACUGCGAUCAGCUGAUCAAAGAGGCCCAGAAGACCACGGCAGCAGCUUUAGCUCGAGCAGUGAGAGAAUGCUUCUUUGUACCUGUAAUGGAGCCACAGUUGAUGCAAACGUCCGAGGUGGGCAUCCUGACCUCCACAGCACUGUUGAAUAGGAUCAUCAGGCAGGUCACGUCAGAGGCCUUGCUGCAGGAGACGGUCUACUUCCUGUUGGGAGAAGAACUGGGUCCAGAGACGCCGGCCAGCGUCAGUCAGAACCCCCUGAGGCACAGACUCAUAGGGCACUGCGACCACCUUUCAGACGAGAUCAGCAUCAUGACUCUGCGGCUGUUCGAGCACUUGCUGCAGAAGCCGUGCCAGCACGUGCUGCUCAGCCUGGUGCUGCGCAGCAUCGACGAGCGCAACUACAUCGAGAACAAGGCGCAAGACGAGCCCGAGGAACGCGUGCAUACGGAGAACGGGCAGCCUCACGACGCCGUCGAUUUGGAAGAGGACCCGCUGUUCUCCGACCUGUCUCCAGAUACCAGGCUGUCCAGCCCCGAUUGGCUGAGCUGCUCACCUCCACCGAGCGCGGAGCACGCAAAGCCAGAUGGGAAAACCGAGGUCCACAAAAUCGUGAACAGUUUCUUGUGCUUGGUUCCGGAUGAAGCCAAAUCGUCUUAUCAGGUCGAAGGCACUGGCUACGACACUUACCUGAGAGAUGCGCACAGACAGUUCCGAGAUUACUGUGGCAUCUGCCAGAGGUGGGACUGGCGCAGCAUCCCUAAGCCUAUUGAGAAGUGUAACCUGGACAUUCCCUUUUUCGAGGGACACUUCCUUAAAGUGCUGUUUGACAGAAUGGGACGUAUCCUAGACCAGCCGUACGAUGUCAACUUACAGGUCACGUCAGUGUUAUCGAAGCUAUCCUUGCUGCCCCAUCCUCACUUGCACGAGUAUUUGCUGGACCCCUACAUCAAUCUAGCACCUGGCUGUAGAUCCCUCUUCUCCGUCAUUGUCAGGGUGGUCGGAGACUUGAUGUUGAGGAUCCACCGUAUUCCAGAUUUCAACCCAAAACUGCUGCUAGUGAGGAAGAGGCUGCUCGGGAUGGAACCAGAAGGAUCGAGUGUUGAUCAUGUGACGUUGCUGGAGGGAGUCAUCGUCCUGGAGGAGUUCUGUAAGGAGCUGGCAGCCAUCGCGUUUGUUAAGUUCCACGCUUCUGCGUCAUCGUCCCCCUGAGCUCGUGGACACAUGCUUCAUUUCAGCACAGUUCAGACUAGACACGGAGCGGGCAACUGGCACAGGAACCACUAACUGAAUCCCAAUCAUCCUUCAGAUCAGGCUCCUGCCGAAGAAGAUCCAGAGGUAGAUCAGGAUGGAGGAUAAAGCCCACAGGUCAAAACGUGCACAGGUGUGAUUGGGAAAGCGAUCAUUGUAGCACUGGUGCAUAUUCUUGUGCUUUAUCCCUCUUUCGAUUCAUCCAAAUCGUCCCUUCUUCUUCUCUUUGUUCAUUUUGCCAUUUUAUGUUUGUUUUUGUUUUUUUAUUUACCUUUUAUUGUUCCUCUGGUUUAUUGUUUUGUUUUUUUAUGUACCUCUGGCUUUGCACAUGAACCUGCUGACUUCCAGAUUUUUAUUUUAAAUUUUUUUUUUAACCCACAGCGUGUUCGUUUCACCUCGGAUAGAAACACACUUAUUUAUUCUUGUCCAAAACAUUAGUUCUGUAAGAGCUUAAAAAAAUUGACGUGAUGUCAAAAUUUAAUCGUUAAUUAGGUAUGCUAAUUUAAAAAACAAAAAAAGCUCAGCUUUUUCUUUAAAAAAAAAAAUUGUGUACAAAAUUUAAUUUUAAUAAGCUGUUGUUCCAGUAACGGAUACUGUGCUUAUAUUAUUGUUCUUGUAGGAGACAUGAUACCAAAUGAACGGACUAUGUAUCCAACAAUGCAUAUGCAACCUAAACCAUUAUCUGUAAUGUUGAUAUUUUGAUAACUCAGGAUCAGAAAUCGAACUGUGCUUAAAAAAAAAAAAAACUAUUAAUUUUCUCAGUCCUGAUCCCUCUUUCAUCUAUAACAAAAAAAAAAAGAUCUACCGUGGACUCUGAAUGUUCAAAUGGGACCGCGCGCGUUUGCACAUCAGAAAUCGGAUUUCACUGGAGCGUCCUCGGAGAACCGCGCCGUCGCGUUCAUGACAGCGUUUGGAAACCUUUUCAUUUUUAGGGGUUUAACCUCUUCAUUGCCUUACAUGUGUGUGUUAAUUUAUGUCGUGUAUGUGUGUGUGCGUGCGCCUCGUACUUCGCUAGGAUCGAGCUGUUCUUGUCACAUUUUACAGUUAUUUAUUGUGGGUAAGUGAACGCUUUUUUUUUUUUUCUUCAAUUUUAGAGAAUUCAAGAAUCUUGCUCCUCUUCUGAUUGAUUUCAGUAUUAUUUCAGAACCUCUGGCGUAUCGUAUUUAUAAAUUUUUUCCCCCUUAUCAGCUGUAUUGAGACAUACACCAGCAAGUGUUAUCCGGUAGACUUUUUUUGUUUCUUAUUUCUUUUUUCCUGUUAAAUGCAUAAACAGAGGUUUACAAUGCUGAAAUUGUCCAUUUCCUAUACAGCUGGAUUUGUGAAACAGUUAAGACCUAUGUGUUUUUUUUGUUUUUUUUUUGCUAUUGUUGUUUUUUUCCUCCCUUCUCCUGUAACUUUUGAUCUAGGCAUGUGUCGAUAAUCAGUUCUUCACUAUGUAAGGAUUACAGCAUAUCAGAGCGUGCUGUGUUAGCAAAAUAAUCAUAGAUGUGAUUGUUACUGCUUAGCAACAGCAUACCCUGAAGUGUUUUAUUCCUCUUAUACCACAGCAAGGAGGCUAUUUAUGCAUGCAGACAGCAUUUUUGGCUGACGUUAGUGCUCCUGAAGUAAAGGUCAGGUCUCUCUCCUUAAUCCUGCCAUCACUUUGGAAUUUCCGAUACAUUAGACGUUAUAAUGUAUAGCGGAAGCUAAAUCCCAAACGUGAGUAAACAUGUUAUUGAGACGUGAUUACCAGCACAUGCCUAUUUAAGCUCUUUUGCUUGGAAUUUUUAUUUCCAUUGAACUUGGAGAAUAUCUUCUCCCUUGCAAAUCCAAUUAGUCAAACCUUCAGUUGAUUCUAGAAUUAAAUUGCACGUUCACGGUAGACAACGUUGUCCUAUUUAUGUUGUACAUAUAUCGUAUUUUGACUUAUACAAGGCUUUCAUUUUAAUUUUUCUGUCAUUUAGUACCAAAGUCCUGUCAUGUUAAGUGGCUUGUUUCUUGAUCUUGCACAUUUUAUACCAUAAAAGUUCAUAAGAGGUUUUCUCUAA
This is a messenger RNA of Ictalurus punctatus (channel catfish), 4442 nucleotides long. It is a transcript of the gene fhip2a, whose product is annotated as FHF complex subunit HOOK interacting protein 2. The record is from RefSeq and is a predicted model, not a curated record. Bases 178 to 2376 code for a protein of 732 amino acids. The transcript has 18 exons. NCBI's taxonomy places the organism in Eukaryota, Metazoa, Chordata, Actinopteri, Siluriformes, Ictaluridae.